GGGGGCGGCCUGUGAAUAGGAAGGACUUCCCUGUGUGAGCAGACAGUCCCUGCAAUGCAGCCGUGUGUGGUAGCCCCCCUGACGUCGGGCAGCAUGCUGGAAGAUGAGCUGUUGUAUCCCCUGUAAAGAAUGGAUGACCCCUUAUUUACAUUUGGCAUCAUCGCCGAUAUCCAGUACGCCGAUAUGGACGAUGGGUACAACUACACCAAGACAAGAGUGAGAUUCUACAGGAAUAGUCUAUCACUGCUUCAAGGAGCCGUACGAGAGUGGGCUUCAGAAGGAGUCACCCCUCAGUUCAUCCUCCAACUCGGGGACCUCAUAGACGGUUUCAAUGUCUUGCACAAGUCGUCGGAGGCGUCACUAAAGAAGGUCUUGACAGAGAUCGAUAAACUGAAGACCCCCGUCCAUCAUAUCUGGGGGAACCAUGAGUUCUACAACUUCAGUAGGAAGCAGCUGAUGGAGUCAAGGCUGAACAGUUCAACAGUCCAGGCCACACUGACUACAGUCCCUGAAGAUGGUGGUGACCCCCUAGACUGGUUUUACGCGUAUCACUUCAGUCCUUCCUCCAAAUUUCGACUUCUUCUAAUUGACUCAUAUGACUUCAGUGUAAUCGGAAGAGAUCCGUCCAGUGAGAAGCAUAUCAAGUCCUCGAAGCUCCUGAGACAGAAAAACCCAAAUGAGGAUAAGAACAGUCCGAAAGAUCUCGCAGAAACUCGGUUUGUUCAGUUUAAUGGAGGGAUCAGCGCCGCUCAGCUCAGCUGGAUAAAGGCUGUUCUCGAGACCGCCGAUAAAAAUAAGGAAAAAGUAAUUGUGGCAGGUCACCUCCCUGUCCACCCCAGCUCCACAGAUCCAGUAUGUCUGACUUGGAACUAUCAGGAGGUCCUAGAUCUUUUACAGUCCCAUCCCUGUGUGGUGGCCUACUUUUCGGGGCACGAUCACGAUGGUGGUUACCACCAGGACGAGUGCGGAAUCCACCACUUAACCUUCAACGGCAUCAUUGAAACUCCCCCGGAGAGCCAGGCUUUUGGCACCAUGUAUGUCUACCAGGACAAGAUGGUCCUAAAAGGCCGAGGACUCGUCCCAGACAGAACACUACUCUACCGGGAGAAACAGAGGAUGGCGGGAAAGAGCUGCAGGCAAUCUGCUGGGAAGACGGAGAAAUGAAGCUGGAGCACAGGAUGAACAAAAGGAAACAGCAAGGCGGACCCAGAAUGUCAGAGCUCCGUCCAAAGGAAAGAAUACUACACGAUCUGUGCAACAUGCUGUCUACUGCUCAUACAUGUAACAUGUAAACCUGUAUAAUACCUAAUGUGACAUAGGAGACAUUAUUUUCAACGUGUAAUACUUAAUAAAUUAUUUUAGAAUUGG
Molecule: messenger RNA, 1368 nt
Organism: Bufo bufo (common toad)
Lineage: Eukaryota; Metazoa; Chordata; Amphibia; Anura; Bufonidae
Gene: ADPRM
Product: ADP-ribose/CDP-alcohol diphosphatase, manganese dependent
Exons: 4
Coding region: 130-1164 (344 amino acids)
Molecular function (GO): CDP-glycerol diphosphatase activity; manganese ion binding; ADP-ribose diphosphatase activity
Source: RefSeq, a predicted model, not a curated record